GUUGCGAGCGGCGGCAGCGUGAGGAGGGCGGUCAGCGAGAGCCACGACUCGCUCCGUUUUGGCCUCGACGGCAGCGUCAAGGCCGGCCUCGCGCCCGCGCACCAGCUCCAGGCCACCCUCCUCUCGGAGGCCAGGUUCUGGAAGGAGAGGAAGAAGUUGGGCGCGGACGCCGUUUACGGCUCCGCGUUCAACAUCAGGAAGGACCUCGAUGCGCAGAUCAUCUCCAGGUUCCAAAGGCCCCAUGGCGCAUGGCCAUCAUCCGUGCUAGGGUAUGAGGCGUUGACAGGCUUCAUGGAUGAUUUUAGAUUUGAGGAUUACUUGAAUGGUACUGAAUUAUGA
Molecule: messenger RNA, 339 nt
Organism: Phragmites australis (common reed)
Lineage: Eukaryota; Viridiplantae; Streptophyta; Magnoliopsida; Poales; Poaceae
Product: cyclin-B1-2-like
Exons: 4
Biological process (GO): proteasome assembly
Cellular component (GO): nucleus; cytoplasm
Source: RefSeq, a predicted model, not a curated record